Molecule: messenger RNA, 1257 nt
Organism: Drosophila takahashii
Lineage: Eukaryota; Metazoa; Arthropoda; Insecta; Diptera; Drosophilidae
Gene: HLH3B
Product: Helix loop helix protein 3B
Biological process (GO): regulation of transcription by RNA polymerase II
Molecular function (GO): RNA polymerase II cis-regulatory region sequence-specific DNA binding; DNA-binding transcription factor activity, RNA polymerase II-specific; protein dimerization activity
Source: RefSeq, a predicted model, not a curated record
CGAUAAACGGAGAGAUGGCCUGGCUACCGAGCAGCUCCAAUGGAGCGGACAACGCGGACGAAAGGAGCACGGCCUCGAGCGGCUCCUCCGGACACAGCCAGACCAACGAGUCCCCGCAUUCCGGCCACCUAAAUGGCAAUGGCAACGGGGUCAUCCGGGAACCCGGGAGACACCCGCCAGCUCUGCUCCGGCAUGCCACGCCCCAUCUGCAGCCCAAGACAGAGUCCGUUUCGGACGGAGACGGCGACGCGGAGCUCUCCGACUUCUCGCUCAACGACACCGAGGAGGACGAGGAGGAUCUGCGCGACUACAUCGUGCUGAAUGGCAACCAGGCGGAUGGCAAUCGUUCACUGUCCAGCUCCCCGCGAAGUCACUCCCGCAACGGGCUGCUCACAGCGCCGGCCAGCUCCGGAAGUUCCGUCGGCGGAGGCGGCGGUGGGGGUAACAUCUCCGGAGGCAAUGCAUCCAGCGGCGGCGGAGGAGGAGGAGGAGCCACUGGCGGAGUGCGCAAGGUGUUCACCAACACAAGGGAGCGCUGGCGCCAGCAAAACGUAUCCGGCGCCUUUGCGGAGCUACGUAAGCUGGUCCCGACGCAUCCGCCGGACAAGAAGCUCUCGAAGAAUGAGAUCCUGCGCUCGGCCAUCAAGUACAUCAAGCUCCUGACGGGCAUCCUCGAGUGGCAGCAGCGGCAAGUGCCUGCACUUUCAUCUAGGGGUCAACUGGAGCCGAACAACAACGACAACCGGAUGACCAAUGGCCAUGCGGCGGACGGAGAGUUGGAGAACGCGGAUUUGCCAGCGGUGCGGCACAUAAAAUGUGAACGAACCGACGGGCAGCCGCAGCAGCGGAAUGGGAUUGGGAACGGAGGCAACGACCUGCUCAUGAUUGCCCCGGGAGCCAUAAUCAAGAGCGAGCUCCUGCUGGAGUCACCACUGCCACUCGGACAGCCGCUGCCGGGCACUCCACUGCCACUGUCCACUGCUCCGCUGGCGUUGGUGGAGUCACGGCUGUCCGGAUCCGUGUCCGUUUCCGGCAUAAAGCCGACUGGCGGCAGUCGGAGCAGCAAACGACGCCCCAAGCCAGAGGGCGGAGCCACCGAUCUCAGUCUGGGCAAACGCCGCCGGACGUAGGACGCAGCUCGGCGAGACUGGGAAUCUCUGGAGGAGUAGAUGCCGACGGGUGCCACUGUCGGAUAGUUUAGAUCGCUCAUAAUGCAUUUUUUUUUAAACUAAUAAAUUUAGUAGUUAAUGGUGUUAA